Messenger RNA from Dufourea novaeangliae, 627 nucleotides. RefSeq names its product glutaredoxin-related protein 5, mitochondrial (gene Grx5). NCBI's taxonomy places the organism in Eukaryota, Metazoa, Arthropoda, Insecta, Hymenoptera, Halictidae. The transcript is spliced from 3 exons. Bases 126 to 539 code for a protein of 137 amino acids. The record is from RefSeq and is a predicted model, not a curated record.
AACACAAAGUAACCAACAACUAUUCGCAAUUGAUUCGUUGAUUGGAUAACGUAUCUGAUAUUGCAAGUUUCUCGUUAAAAAAACUAAAGAUUUGAUUUCUGCUUUAACUACAAUAGUUUAGAGAAAUGAUUCCACUUAGGUUUUAUAAUGGAAUCAGAAGCUUCACCACGAAACUGGAUAAGGUAUCUAACCUCGUUAAGCAAAACAAAGUGGUUGUGUUCAUGAAAGGUGUUCCAGAAGAACCUAGGUGUGGUUUCAGUAAUGCGGUUGUCCAAAUAUUGAGGAUGCACAAUGUUAAGUAUGACGCACACGAUGUCCUUAAAGAUGAAGAACUUAGGCAAAGUAUCAAGGAUUUUUCAAAUUGGCCCACAAUACCUCAAGUGUUCAUAAAUGGGGAAUUUGUGGGUGGGUGCGAUAUACUUCUGGAAAUGCAUCAUAACGGCGAGCUAGUGGAAGAAUUGAAAAAAGUGGGCAUUACCAGUGCUCUCCUGGAAAAAGGGGAACUCAAGGAUACCAAAGAGAAGAAAUCUAAGGAAUGAACGUUCGACGGAGAAUCUAGUUUGUUUAUAAUCUUGUAAAUAAAAUAUUAAUUUGUUGAUGUCCAAUUUUUGUUAUAAUAAACAGUUC